GUUGAUUGUGAGCCACAGUGUCAAGAUCAAAACCUGAUCCUCUGAAAGAGCAGCCAGUACUCUUAAACAUUGAGCAAUUUCUCCAGCCAGUGAGGAUCCCAUCUAAACUUCUGAGAAGCUAAUGGGUAUGGGAUACGAUCUGCCACAGUCCCUGAAGAUACUAGAUCGAAGGCAAGAGAUGACACUGAGGCUGACGAUGAAGAUAAUUUAAUGUGGAUUCCUUCCGGCUCAGCUGUUUCUCAUGCUUGGAAGCUUUCUUUCAGCCACAAAGAUGGUAAUAAAUCUUUGCCUCCCACAGUUCAGACCAAGAAUUCACUGCAACAAGGUGUCAGCUGAUGGUUAUGAAGUAGAAAAUCUCAUCUCUGAAGACCUCAUAAAGAGAAGCCAUGGCUUUAGGACAGAGUAUUUCAUUAGACCUCCAAUCUAUGUGACAGUUUCCUUUCCCUUUAAUGUGGAAAUCUGUAGGGUUAACAUAGAUCUCACAGCUGGGGGAUGUCAGAAUGUCACUGGCCUGGAAUUAUACACAUCUGCCUUAUCUAGCAGAGCCUCUCGGGAUGCACAGGACUGCUGGACUACAGGCCCGAUGGAGACAUCUGUUCCAGACAAGGAGGCCUUCACCUUGGUAGGCAAAGUCUUACUGAAAAACCAGAACCAUGUGGUGUUCAGCCACAGGGGCUUCAAGGCCAGGCCACCUUUUAGCCCGAUGGAAGUCACACUCCUCUCUCCUGCUGUUGUAGCCCAGGAACUCUGGAAUAAAGGGUCUCUUUCCCUUAGCCAUGUGGCCCACCUCAAGAUUGGCAUCACCCAUGUCACAGGCAAUGGCAUCUCUUGCAUCAGGCGUUUAGAGGUGUGGGGUCAGCCAGCCAGGACCUGCUCUCAGGAGGUGAUAAAUAGUGUCUUGUUGACAGCCUCAGAAAGCCUGCCUCAGGACUUGAGUCUGCACACUCCAGCCUUGCCCAUGGAGAGUGACUAUGAGCCUGGGGGUCAAUCUGAGGGCCAUCAGUAUCCCUGUACCUUACAGGGCAUGUCUGAGGUGGUUCAUGAUGUGCCAGAGGAGUUCCUGGAUCCUAUCACCCUGGAGAUCAUGCCUUGUCCCAUGCUGCUGCCCUCAGGCAAGGUCAUUGACCAGAGCACUCUGGAGAAGUGUAACCUCAGUGAAGCUGCUUGGGGACGAGUGCCCAGUGACCCUUUCACAGGGUUAGCCUUUACUCCACAGUCCCAGCCCCUACCUCAUCCUUCCCUGAAGGCCCGGAUCGACCAUUUCCUACUCCAGCACUCUGUUUCAGGCUGCCGCCUGCUUGGGAGAGCACAGAUGCCAUCAGCAAUGACCCCUUCUGUCAUUACUCUGCCCUCAAGGAAGAGGAAGACAGAGCAGGCUGAGCACAGCUCCCACUACAGCCUUGGCAUGAAUGCUUCUUCCUCUGCCACAAGCCCUUUACUCUCACCCACUACCUCAGAGCCGACUGCCAAGAAGAUGAAAGCCGCCAGCGAGCUCGGCCUGGCGGACAUGGACUGUUCAGCAGGUCCAGUGUCCCAUGAGCAGAAGCUGUCGCAAAGUCUGGAAAUUGCCCUGACUUCCACCCUUGGCUCCAUGCCUUCCUUCACUGCCAGGCUCACCAAAGGGCAGCUCCAGCUGGGCGCAAGAGGGAGCAGUGCUUGCAGGAGGCCAGCCAGCAGCUCGGAACAUCUGAGGAGUGUUUCUGGCCCAGAGUGUGCCUCCUGCAAACGAGCAUUUUCUUCCUACUCCACAAAUGAGCCUGUGUACCAGCUGCCCUGCGGCCACCUUCUGUGCAGACCCUGCCUGAGUGAGAAGCAACGUUCCCAGCCCAUGAUGUGCACAGUCUGCCAGCAGCCAGUCACCAGCCAGGAUGUGCUGCGGGUCCAUUUUUGAGUGACGAGCCUCAAUUGGAGAAGUCCCAUUUGGGGGAGACCUGAAGGUGGAGGAAGCGAGAACAGGAUCCGAGUGCCUCUGUCUUCUCUGGGCUUGAACACCUCAUGGUGUGUUCUGGGACUGGGUAGGGACUGGGUAGGGACAUCCCACCCCUGCAUAGACAACAGGGUAACAAAGCCAUAGGGCUGGGAAGGGGAAGACACCCCUGUUCUCCUUGGCCCACCAGAGCCGCCCCCACUGUUCAGGAGCACCCCCCGAUGCCCCAUGGGAUCUGCUACAACCUUCUAAUGGAGCUUCGUGGAUGGAGCCCAGUAGACUGUGCCGGGACCUCACAGCUUCUGUCUCAGGGUCACUCAGCAGUGGACGAUGACAGGGGCUGUUAAGCACAUGAGUUAGCCUUGUGUGCCCCCACCUCUGCAGACACUUGCAGCCUUAAUAAAAUGAAAGUUGAUGUUCAACGAGGAUUCCUCCUGGCACCCAGGACAGGACAGCCAUAUACAAUUGCUGCCACCGGGUAGGCAGGGGUUCAGAUCUAUCAGUGUAGGUGUGUCGGUGCCAAGGGAGGCCAGCAGUGUCCAUCAGGCCAGGUGCCAGUGUGUGUCUGCUUGCUCCUGGAGCCACGCUUCAAGGGAGAAGAUUCCUGUUCCAUAUGCAGCCCACCGUAGGAAUUCUUGUUUGUAGAAAACAUUUUUUAACAAAUUGUGUGUAUGUAUGUAGGCACAUGUGUGCCCCGGCGCCUAUGGAAAUCAGUGCUCGCUGCAGGCAUCAGCUGUGUGGAUCCCAAAGCCUCAGGUCGUCAGCCAUGUGCAUCCCCUCUGCCCUCUGCACUGCCUCCUUAGAUCCCUAGGCUGCAUUUUUUUCCUUCCCAAAAUUAAAUCUUAUGGAAUAAGGUUUAAUUGCAUAUAGCUCUGCUGGCCCUUUCACGAGCUUCCAGCCCGAGGAGACCUGUGCAGGUCCUCACACUCCCACUCCCUUCCAGGCAUGAUGCGCUGUCUCUGAGAUAAGUCACAGCCUCUUGAGCUACAUGUCGGCUCUUCUGGUUGCCCAGGGCCCAGUCCUGAGAUUUAGGGGAUCUGCUUUCAGAGUCCCCAGGAGAUGUGUCAUAGAGGAAGCCAGUAGGAGAAUGUCACCUCUUCCUCCUGCACACCACCAGUCCUGUCAUGCUUCAGGCUUCCUGUGAGACACCAGGGUCGGCACUGCCCGGUGGCUCCUACACAUCACUCUGUGCCUGAGCCUCCCUUCUAGGGCUUGUGUUCUUAGCCCAGGCAACUACAAGGGCUUGGUUUGGGGGUCGCACCUACCCAGAACCUGUCAUGGUCUCCAGAGGAGCCCACUUCCCACUCAGCCCUUACACCUUGAUGUAAGUACGUCAUCCCUGCCCCCACUCCCAUGAGCCCCUGAGCUGCCGCUCCUUUGCAGCUGGCCUGCUCCGCUGGAAAACUGGGUCUGGGAGCCCCUGGGGAGGGCUGGAGAUACCCAGAGUCCAGGCCGGGGGAGCCACUCCCACACCGUCAAUGUGAUUAAGUUUUCUCUUAAAGAUCUGACCCCCACCCCUGUGGAAGUGCUCUUUUUCUCUACCAUCUGCUACCAGAAACAUUGCGAUCUUCCCUAGAAUACGUGAAUGGAAGCUGGGUAUGAUGGAAGUUUGUAAAUCCAAACAUGAAGGACUGCUGUGAAUUCCAGGAAGGCAAACACUUGUCUCAGAGACACUAAAAUAAAAAUAUAUUUGGCCCCGUG
Apodemus sylvaticus (European woodmouse) is the source of this 3628-nucleotide messenger RNA. RefSeq names its product U-box domain containing 5 (gene Ubox5). Gene Ontology annotation, cellular component: nucleus. Gene Ontology annotation, biological process: protein polyubiquitination. The record is from RefSeq and is a predicted model, not a curated record. Gene Ontology annotation, molecular function: ubiquitin-ubiquitin ligase activity; ubiquitin protein ligase binding. The transcript has 6 exons. The coding region runs from base 242 to 1891 and encodes 549 amino acids. Lineage: Eukaryota; Metazoa; Chordata; Mammalia; Rodentia; Muridae.